This is a messenger RNA of Oreochromis aureus, 2722 nucleotides long. RefSeq names its product sorting nexin-1. Bases 35 to 1609 code for a protein of 524 amino acids. Gene Ontology annotation, molecular function: phosphatidylinositol binding. Gene Ontology annotation, cellular component: endosome membrane; endosome. NCBI's taxonomy places the organism in Eukaryota, Metazoa, Chordata, Actinopteri, Cichliformes, Cichlidae. The record is from RefSeq and is a predicted model, not a curated record. The transcript has 15 exons. Gene Ontology annotation, biological process: early endosome to Golgi transport; intracellular protein transport.
UUCCGGGACGCCAGUUGUGCUCACAACAGGGAAUAUGGCGGCCAGCUCGGAUCGGAACCCACCUCCUUUCCCCACAGCAGAGGAGUCAGAGCCGGGAUUGUGUGACAUGGCAGACGCGGACAGCGAUGACGGCGAGGACAUCUUCGUUAGUAACAGUAACCUCGUGUCUGUGAGCCGAGGAGUUUCUCAGCCCGACCGCGUCACCGAGGAGCCUUCAGAUCUGUUCAGCGAGGAGGAGGAGGAGGAGGCGGCCAGCAGCACAGCGGCCAAGGCCAACGGAGUUCACUCCGACGAUGACAACGACCUGUUUGCUGAUGCAAGCGUGGAACUGAGCACAGACAAGUCCGGCAGCUCCGCUCGGAAGGAGCCCUCUGGUCCUCGACAUGCCUCCUCAUUCACUCCGAGCCCCGCAGCCAUGCAGCCCACCUCCUUGGAGCAGCUGGAAGAGGAAGAGGCCAAGGAUAGUUUUGAUGUGGAUGUUGCUGUCACAAACCCAGAGAAAGUUGGGGAUGGCAUGAAUGCAUAUGUGGCCUACAAAGUAUCCACCAGGACUUCCUUGCCCAUGUUUAGGAGUAAGGUCUUCUCUGUGAGGAGGCGCUUUAGUGACUUCUUGGGCCUUUAUGAAAAGCUGUCAGUCAAGCAGUCACUCCAUGGAUGCAUCAUUCCACUACCACCAGAGAAAAGUGUCGUAGGAAUGACCAAAGUGAAGGUGGGAAUGGAUGAUCCAUCAUCAGUAGAGUUUGUGGAGAGGAGAAGAGCAGCUCUGGAGAGGUAUCUUCAGAGAGUAGUGUCUCACCCAUCUUUACUACAGGAUCCUGACGUGCGUGAGUUCUUGGAAAGGGAAGAUUUGCCCAGAGCCGUGAACACCCAAGCAUUGAGUGGAGCGGGUUUCCUCAAAAUGAUCAAUAAGGCAUCAGACGCUGUCAACAAGAUGACCAUCAAGAUGAACGAGUCUGACACUUGGUUCGAGGACAAGUUCCAGGAGGUGGAGAAUGAGGAGCAACAGCUCAGGAAGCUUCAUGUCGUGGUCGACUCCCUUGUCAAUCACAGGAAAGAGCUAUGUGGGAAUACGGCAGUGUUUGCCAAAAGUUUGGCCAUGCUCGGGAACUCUGAGGACAAUACAGCUCUGUCACGGGCCCUCUCGCAGCUGGCAGAGGUGGAGGACAAGAUGGAGCAGCUGCAUCAAGAGCAGGCAGCCAGUGACUUCUUCAUCUUUGCAGAACUGCUUGGCGACUACAUCCGCCUGCUGGGUGCUGUGCGGGGCUGCUUUGACCAGCGCAUGCGGGCGUGGCAGAGGUGGCAGGAGGCUCAGAGUACACUCCAAAAGAAGAGAGAGGCCGAGGCCAAGCUCUUGUGGGCCAACAAACCUGACAAACUGCAGCAGGCCAAAGAAGAGAUCACUGAGUGGGAGGCGAGGGUUACUCAGUACGAGAGAGAUUUUGACAGAAUUGGCAUGACUGUACGCAAGGAGGUUCUCAGGUUUGAGAAAGAGAAAGCCAAGGACUUCAAGAGCCAGAUAAUCAAAUACCUGGAAGCAAUGCUGCAGUCUCAACAGCGGCUCAUAAAGUUUUGGGAGGCAUUCCUGCCUGAGGCGAAAGCGAUAGCUUGAUGAAGAGGGAGACUCUUUAAAGACCCCGACUGCCUUUUUGAACACUUUACCUCUAUAAGCAGGAACUGAGAGGACAAUUUUGAAACACACAAGAAACUUCCGUCCAUUUGUUUUUCUUUUGUUUUUUUAAUGAUAUCGUCUUCUCUUAUCUUGUACAGUACUUCAAUAUGAUAAGCUGCCACAUUUCCACAGCAUUUCUCUGGUAUAUUGCCUUGUUUAUGUUCCUGAUCUAAGAUGGUAUAAAGCAAGAGUCCAGCAGAGAUUAACAGGGCCACGAGUGUCUGUAAAACCCACCGUCCUGUCAGUGGGAUAUAUAUUUAUGUCUCUUGUUUAUUUUAACAUGGAGGUACUGUCCCAAGGUAGCAUUGCCUACAGUUUACAUUAGAAGAUAGGCAUAUGUGAGUCAUUCCACACUAACAGAUUGAUGCAUGUCAGAUAAUGUUUUGAUGCACUAAAAUGAAUUGUACUAUUUCAAGAGGUUUUUUUUUUUUUUUAUAUUAUCAAACAAACACUAUUGAUAUCUGGGGCCAUGUACCAGGAGUAUUAGCACAUUCAAACAGUAUAUCAUAGAUUACGUAUUAGAUGAUAGAGGCAGAUUUGACAAGGUUACAAGCUUGUCAGAGGUGUUACAAAAUGAUAUAAGUUGUUACAGUGAGUGCAGGGUGUGAAAAUGUAAUCUCUGCUUUGGUAGUAUUUUCUACAGUGACACAUAUGAUAGUUACGUUUAUGUCAGUUUCUUCAAGAGUAUAUAUUUGGUCCUAUUUUGUCAGACGUGGAGGCCUAAAUGAAACCACUGGGAACUGCUACAGAGAUUUGUCUAGAACCAUGUAAGUGUCUGACAUCUACAAGUGUGCACAUACAAAGCACUGAACAGAACUUGUGCAGAUUGUUAAUCAUACUUUUUUGUUUUGAGAAACUGGUCUAACAAUGACAGAAAGACAUUCAAGUGAGAUGAUCCCUUAUUUUCUUAAUCAGCAUUUGUAAGUGUAGUUUUUCUGUCAUGUCAUAUUUACGUAAGAAUGUGCUUUAUUUUUGUAACCACUUUGCAUUAGUACACACAUUUUCCUGGAAAUGCUGUACAUGUAGAUGUACAAAAUAAAUCAUUAGUUCAGC